Cladophialophora immunda is the source of this 1273-nucleotide messenger RNA. RefSeq lists its product as uncharacterized. The record is from RefSeq and is a predicted model, not a curated record. The transcript is spliced from 2 exons. The coding region runs from base 499 to 1209 and encodes 236 amino acids. Lineage: Eukaryota; Fungi; Ascomycota; Eurotiomycetes; Chaetothyriales; Herpotrichiellaceae.
GACGGAUCUCCUUCGCGACCCUCUGGCUAGCGCGGGGCAUCAGGAUAACAGGACAUCAAGCAGCCCAUCAACUGGGUUGACCCGCCCUCGCCGCAUCAGCUACAGAGAUCCGUCCCGAAAGCUACCAUCGAAAACGAGCAAGGCGUCUCCAGUCGACGGGGCUUGCUGGUUGUGCCUGUCAGAAUCGAACACGUUCAGCGAUUCCUUGUUGCUAUUUUAUUUUUCUUCGCCAGAGGAACGAAGAAAAGACCCCACGGUGGAGGGGCAGGAUCGUGAUUCCGAGGCAGGCGAACAAAAUAGGCAGGCAAGCUCGCGUCCAAUUUGCAGAGCUCACGCAGUCCCAGCAACUCCCAGGAAACACGGUAACACUCUGAGUAUCUCUGCCGCAGGCACCUUACCUGUCCGCUCUUUUCGUUUGGGCUCGACUUGAGAAGGGAAUUUUUGGUCUUGUGUGCGCCGUGUGAGUCGCCGUGUGCCCUCUUCUCCUCACAUCCAACAAUGGCAUCUCCUGCCCAGUCGCUGCCCACGAAGGUGGUCGCGGGCGUGACGGUGCCGGACACGCCGCUCAUCACCAAAGCCCUGGACUACGUGCGCCAGUACUCGACCGACGACACGUACAACCACAUCGUGCGGUCGUUCCUGCUGGGCUUCGUCAUCGCCGACAAGGUGUUGCCGGCGCGCGACCGCGAGGCGCACGCCGUCGCCGCCAUCAUGCACGACCUGGGCUUCCCCAUCGGCCACCCGCCGCACUCGGCCCUCAUCUCGCCGGACAAGAGGUUUGAGGUCGACGGGGCCAACGCCGCACGGGGGUUUCUGAUCAAGGAGGCCCCGGAAGGCGAGUGGGACAAGCACCGGCUGCAGCUGGUCUGGGACGCCAUCGCCCUGCACACCAUCGGCAGCAUCGUGUUCGAGAAGGAGCCCGAGGUGCAGGCCUGCAGCUACGGCAUCUGGGCCGACUUUCAGGGCCCCGACCGCGUGCCCGGCGGCCUGCUGAGCUGGGACGAGUAUAACCCCGUGGUCAAGGAAUAUCCCCGACUGGACCUCAUGAAAGGACUCAAGGCCAACAUGUGCCAUCUCUGCGAGCUGAAGCCCCAGACCACGUACGACAACACGGUGGGUGAGUGGGGGGACCGGUACGUCGAAGGGUAUAGCAGGAAAGGGAAGUUGACGCAGGACCUGCUCGAGACGUGUAACCUCGACGAGCUGUAAAUAAUACUACUACUAUUCAAGAGGGUUGACUCAGUUUUACUUUCCCUUCCACCCUAGAACAUGC